CGGGCGACGAGGGAACCCGGAAGAGACGUGGCAGGAGGGCGUCGGGUCCAGAGGGAGGCCUCGGGCAGUGACUACAGCCGCCGCCGCCAGACACAGCCCCCUACCCGCGGCCCCGCCAUGGGCCUCUGCAAGUGUCCGAAGCGUCGGGUCACCAACCUCUUCUGUUACGAACAUCGGGUUAAUGUGUGUGAGCACUGUCUCAUCUCACGGCACUACAAGUUUGAGUAUGUGUUGCUGGUUGUCUGCGCGAACAUGGGUGUGCGUGCGUGUGCCCGUGAGGUCUCUGGCUUUGGCACGCCUGACUUUGGGGCCCUCCGUGGUCACAGCCCCGCGCCUACGUUUCCCUUCUCUCUCACGGUUACAGAUAUCUUCCACUGGUCCUGUCUGAACAAGAUGGCUGCUCAGUUACCGAAGAACACGGCCCCGGCUGGGUACCAGUGCCCGAUGUGUAAGGGGCCGAUCUUCCCCCCGGCUAAUACUGUCAGCCCGGUGGCGAACGUGCUCAAGGAGAAGCUGUCCACGGUCAACUGGGCGCGUGUUGGGCUCGGUCUCCCGCUGAUCGAUGAGAUCCAACCUCUCCACGACCAGGAAUCACUUGACAGCACAGACUACGCUGACUGGUCAGUCCUGCCGGAUCCCAGCUCGGACGAGGCCUCCCAACAGACCCAGCCGCACCCGCCGAGCGUAGUGUACUCCCCCCGGCAGGGGUACAGCACAGAGCUGAACAACAGCGGGGCCAAGGAGGGCCAUUCCGUGGUCAGCGUGAUACCGGGCAACGAAUCCAUCGCCCUGACGACUGGAAGCUCUCUGGCAUCCUCGCCCCGAAAGGUCUACGACAGCGUCACGCGGGAAGCAACGAAACUGACCGAAACCCGCAUCGAUUUUGACGACGACAAGUACAGGCGGAGGCCAGCGCUCAGCUGGUUCGCACGGUGGUUCAAGUAAGUACGGACUUCGAAACAGAGUAAAGCUCCCUCUGCAUUGNNGCGUUUUUUGGUGGUCCUGCUGAUCGGAAUCCUGGGCUUCCUCACGCUGCUCGUCGUCAUGUCCAAGCUCGGCAGGGCGUCCGUGGAAAACGACCCUAACUGGGACCUGAUGCAGAACCCCCACGUGCAAGUGGGGGCUGAGUAGUGAGG
This is a messenger RNA of Rhincodon typus (whale shark), 1136 nucleotides long. It is a transcript of the gene zfpl1, whose product is annotated as zinc finger protein-like 1. The record is from RefSeq and is a predicted model, not a curated record. The transcript is spliced from 7 exons. NCBI's taxonomy places the organism in Eukaryota, Metazoa, Chordata, Chondrichthyes, Orectolobiformes, Rhincodontidae. Gene Ontology annotation, cellular component: Golgi apparatus.